AUGGGUAACAACCAAGUUUUUGCCGUGACCGUGUUCUUUAUUUGUUUCCGAGAAUGUUUAGAAACGACUGUGGUCGUGUCGGUGCUGUUGGCAUUCUUGAAACAAACACUAGGAUCGGGAGAAGACCAGGUGACCUAUAAACGACUAGUCAAACAAGUCUGGCUAGGAUGCGGAUUGGGUCUAUUUAUCUGUCUCGCCGUUGGUGCCGGCAUGAUCGGUGCUUUCUAUGGCCUGGGUACCGACACGUUCUCCAGCACGGAGGAUAUUUGGGAGGGCGUGUUGGGAAUCGUCGCUUCUCUAAUUAUCACCAUCAUGGGCGCCGCUCUUUUGCGAGUCUCCAAGCUCCAAGAAAAGUGGAAGGUCAAGCUGACCAAGGCAUUGGCACACGAACACAACCCGGACGAGACACGCAAGGGCCGCUUCAAGCGCUGGAUGGAGAAGUAUGCGAUGUUUGUACUUCCGUUCAUUACAGUGCUGCGUGAAGGUCUGGAGGCUGUUGUCUACGUUGGCGGUGUCGGUCUGGGCCUCCCUGCGUCUUCGUUCCCUCUGGCUGUUUUUUGUGGAUUACUAGCGGGAAUUGCGGUAGGCUAUCUGAUCUACAGGGGUGGACGAGAAACCUCCAUGCAGAUCUUCUUGAUCAUUUCGACUUGCUUCCUCUACCUGGUCGCAGGCGGCCUGUUCUCGCGUGGCAUUUGGUACUUCCAGAAUAACGCCUGGAACAAGGUCAUUGGCGGCGAUGCUUCGGAGACUGGUUCUGGAGCGGGAUCUUACGAUAUCGACCAGAGUGUCUGGCAUGUCAAUUGUUGCAACCCUGAAAUUGGAGGUGGCGGCGGUUGGGGUAUCUUCAAUGCUCUGUUGGGCUGGACCAACUCGGCUACCUACGGAUCAGUAAUUGGAUAUAACGUUUACUGGAUUUGUGUGAUGGUCGCCUAUGGAUUGAUGCUGUAUCGUGAGCGCAAGGGUCCCCUGCCAUACAUUGAUCCGGUGGUGCACAAGGUGGCCAACGCCAAAGGCCGGACCAAGGCGUUUAUCUUCCGUCAGCCGUGGGAGGCACCCGAGCCUGCCCAGGCCAGCGGCGCCAUCGAAUCGAGUGUAUUCGUGCGGAGUGAGAAGGCAGACGGAGCCGGAGUGUCUGCUGUGUCUCGGCAGCCAUCGACUUAA
Molecule: messenger RNA, 1161 nt
Organism: Penicillium macrosclerotiorum
Lineage: Eukaryota; Fungi; Ascomycota; Eurotiomycetes; Eurotiales; Aspergillaceae
Product: FTR1 family protein
Exons: 4
Coding region: 1-1161 (386 amino acids)
Biological process (GO): iron ion transmembrane transport
Cellular component (GO): high-affinity iron permease complex; plasma membrane
Molecular function (GO): ferrous iron transmembrane transporter activity
Source: RefSeq, a predicted model, not a curated record